Messenger RNA from Juglans microcarpa x Juglans regia, 1343 nucleotides. RefSeq names its product F-box/kelch-repeat protein At3g06240-like. Gene Ontology annotation, molecular function: protein binding. The transcript has a single exon. The coding region runs from base 63 to 1241 and encodes 392 amino acids. The record is from RefSeq and is a predicted model, not a curated record. NCBI's taxonomy places the organism in Eukaryota, Viridiplantae, Streptophyta, Magnoliopsida, Fagales, Juglandaceae.
AAAAGAAGGGUAAAAAAAGGAGUCAAUCAUCGGUCAAAUGGGGGCCGAGUAGCACCAAAAGCAUGAAGAUGAGAGUGGACUUUGUAAUAGUGCAACACCGAGACGAAAUUGUGAUUUCUGCGCGCGAUUCGAUUGAUUUUACGAAAGAAGAAGCGAUGUCUAGGAAGUUUCUACCUGAAGAAGUCGUCGUAGAAAUCCUCUUGCGAUUGCCGGUCAAAUCUCUGGUACGAUUCAGGUGCGUGUCUAAACGAUGGCUCUCACUAAUUUCGGAUCCGCGAUUUGCUAAAUCGCAGUUCAAGCGAGCAGCUGACCACAUCCAACGACUGCUUUUUCCAACCCCUUUCGGACUUGGAUCCCUAGAAGUCGAUCUACCAUUUGGGGACAGUUCUGCUGUUAGAGAACUCUUCGUCCCUUUUAAGCAACCGAAUCUUCGUCUUAACUUGCUAGGUUCUUGUGACGGUCUGGUUUUUGCGUCUCACUACGACCAUAAGGAUUUCUAUAUUUGGAAUCCAUCGACAGGAGAGCACCGAAAAUUGCCUGACCCUGGGAUUUCUCCCCAUCCUGACAACGAAUACAUGUAUGGCUUUGGAUAUGAUUCGUCCAUAGAUGACUAUAAGGUUAUAGUGACCUCUUUCCUCCCGCUGCGUCCCUCUCCCGGAUAUGUAGGCAAGAUUCUCUCCCUAAAGAAUAACUCUUGGAAAAGUAUUAAAAAACCCGAUGAUGUAUUUAGCAGUUUCAGGUCAGCAGGGGCGCUUUGUGGUGGGGCUGUCCAUUGGUUAGGUGAAGUGCUCCGACCGGAGGCCAAUCUAGCAAUCCUUGCGUUUGAUUUAGCUGAGGAGAAAUUCCGUCAGGUGCCCAUGCUCCCCAUGCUUGAAGGAGAGGAUGUGGACUACUAUGACAUCGCUUAUACUUGUUUGGUCAAUCUUGGAGGACGUCUAUGUUUAAUCCUUCUUUGGCAUGCAGAUGAAGAGCUAUGGGGGAUGAUGGAAUACGGAGUGCAGAAAUCAUGGGCGCGUAUGUUUAGAAUUGACGGAGAUUAUGGUCCUAAACCACUUUGCAUGUCGAGAGGUAAUCAGCUUGUAGCAACAAAUGAUGAUGGAAACGUGUUGAUCAGGGCUAAUCCUGAAGGGAAGAUUGUUGAAAGUUGUGUGUUUUGCAUUGAGCAAAGCCCAAAUUGGCAUGAACCAUCGGCUGUCUUUGUUGAGAGUUUGCUUUCACCUCUUUUUGCUUUGGAGUUUUGAAAUCUCAUCUCUUAAAGAGUCAUGGUUGGGGAUUUAUGUUGCAGAGUAUGUUUUUGUUUACAUUGUAUUCUCAAUUUGCACAUGUAUUGCUUCCCAUGUUGA